Molecule: messenger RNA, 1197 nt
Organism: Penicillium subrubescens
Lineage: Eukaryota; Fungi; Ascomycota; Eurotiomycetes; Eurotiales; Aspergillaceae
Product: protein phosphatase regulator SHP1
Exons: 3
Coding region: 1-1197 (398 amino acids)
Biological process (GO): autophagosome assembly; Golgi organization; proteasome-mediated ubiquitin-dependent protein catabolic process
Cellular component (GO): nucleus; cytosol
Molecular function (GO): ubiquitin binding
Source: RefSeq, a predicted model, not a curated record
AUGGACUACAACCCCGCAGAGCACGAUGAGGUCGUGUCUCAGUUCUGUAACAUGACAGGAACCAAGCCAGCAGAGGCUCAGGAGUACCUUUCUGCAAAUGGGUGGGAUGUGGAAGCUGCCGUGACCGAGUUCUUCGCGGAGCAAGAUGAGGCUCUACAGGACAUGAACACUGGUGGUGGCCGUCGACUGGGCACAGAAGAGACAUCUGGAACAACCGGAGGAGGCCGUUCCCUCGGUGGGGGCCCCAUUCCAGCUUCUUCAUCCGCCACGCCUCAGUCUUCGUCAUCGAGCCGACGUGCUGCACCAAAGAAGAAGUUUGCGACAUUGGGAGACUUUGCUACAGGGAGUGGUGGUGACUCGUCCUCCGAAGAUGGCUCUGAGGAUCAGGAUUUCUUUGCUGGUGGAGAGAAAUCCGGUUUGGCCGUGCAAAACCCGGACGACUUGAAAAGGAAGAUUCUCGAAAAGGCUCGCCGAGCGCAGCCCCCUUCUUCAGAGGAGCCCCAGUCCCGACCCUCUUACUUCACCGGAACCGCCCGCACCCUUGGUGGCGACGACGCGCCCAGCCGAGUCAUCGAAGAUCCCUCUGAGCCUCAACCGCAGCGCCCCCAGCGCGUCCACCGAAUUCUCCACUUUUGGGCCGAUGGCUUUUCAGUCGAUGAUGGCGAGCUAUACCGCACCGAUGAUCCCCGAAACGCCGAAAUCUUGGAAGGCAUCCGCCAGGGUCGCGCCCCUCUGACUAUUAUGAAUGUUCAAGCGGGGCAAGAAGUUGACGUCGAGCUUAAGCAGCAUGACGAAAAAUAUGUGAAGCCCAAGCCCAAGUACAAGCCCUUCUCGGGUGUCGGACAGCGGCUCGGAAGCCCUACACCUGGCGUACAAAGCAGCCAGUCUUCGACUCCUUCCGCUGCUCCUGCUCCCGCCACGACUGGGCCUCCCAAGCCUGAAGUGGAUGAGUCGCAGCCAACAGUUACUCUACAGGUGCGGUUGGGAGAUGGCACUCGUCUGACAUCUCGUUUCAACACUACUGCCACUAUCGGCGAUGUCUACGCCUUUGUUGCAGCCGCCACUCCAGAUGGUCGGAACCGCGCAUGGGUUCUCAUGACCACGUUCCCCAGCAAGGAGCUCAGUGACUGGAGCGUUACUCUUGCUGACCUGCCGGAGUUCAAGCGUGGAGGUGUGGUUGUCCAGAAGUGGACUUAG